GCCAACCACGUGACCCGCAAAGAGGGCCUGGAGUUUGCGCAACGAAAGAAUGUCCAGUUCUUCGAGAGUUCCGCAAAACUAGACAUAAAUAUAUCGGAGCUCUUCUCCAAGACUUUUGACGGAAUGAUUAAACGCUAUGUUUUGACACCUAUUUUGAAGUCUACCCUCAAGUAUAAGGCCGUAGUGUUAGGCGAUCCCAGUGUCGGCAAAUCGGCUAUAAUUGAGCGUUUAUGCGGACAUCCAUUUCCCGGUGACAACUCUAUUGGCACUCAAUUUAAUUCAACUGGAGACCAAUCAUUAGCGCAAAUGAUGCCAAUGUACUACCGGAGCGCACACACCGUACUACUCGUAUACGACAUACACUGUCAGCAAUCGUUCAACAAUUUGCAUAAAUAUCUC
This is a messenger RNA of Oppiella nova, 399 nucleotides long. The record is from the annotation of a GenBank genome assembly. NCBI's taxonomy places the organism in Eukaryota, Metazoa, Arthropoda, Arachnida, Sarcoptiformes, Oppiidae.